AUGGAAGAAACAUUCUUAAAUUCAACAAAUCCUAAUUACAAUAAUACUUCAUUCGCCAUGGCUGUAUAGAAGGUCGGCAAUGAUAAUUAGAAGUAGGAACAGAUUGAUCAUUACCGAAGUACUCAACAGUACUUUGAUGAGAUAAACAAAAAGAAUAAGAAGGGAUCGAAAUAUUUAAUAGACAAGUAUACCCCAUAGAAGAUCCUGAAUACACUUGAAAAAAUACAACUUCUUGAGAUUGAGAGAGAAAUCAAAGAAAGAACAAUAAUUUUAGCUGAAUUCGUUUAAAUAUUUUUGAAGCACAUGAACUAUCAGAAGCAAGACAAAGCUUAUGUAACUGUGGGUCUCAUUGAUCUUUUCAAUGAGGUUCGAGAGUAUGAAUAAAAAUUCAUUCCAUCUUACUCUAAUUAAGCCUAGCCCUCGGGUGAGCCUUUAAUCAGAUGGACUGCUCUUACUGGUUACUUCAUUGAUAAUGUGAUUUAAGGUGGAAACUAAAAGACUCUAGUACCUAAUAAAUACAUUUCUAAGAACACAGCAGAUAACUUCAAAUAGGUCUAUGCAUCUAAGUAGUUGGAUUAGUUCUCAGCUGAAAUUAUUGGUGGAAGCUCCUUAUGUCUAAGAAGAUUUAAGCAAAGUUAGAAGUUAAUAGAUAGUUAUCAUCAUAAUUAAGGCAUAAGGAAUGUUCAAUACGUGAAAGAACUUCAUACAAUAUUGGUUCUUGAUAACUUGACCGAUGAAAUUCACUUCUAUAAUGAGCAUUCAAACAGAAUCAAAAGCAUAAAACCAAAGAGCGAGAAUCACAUUAUCGAUACAGGAAUUUUGUUCUUUACAUAUUCCUUUCUAGAACGUAGAAUCGGAGCUUGUCUUUAAGAUUACAGUCUGGCAUUUUGGGACUAAUCAGACAAUUUUAGCUUUGAAAAGACUUUUAAUGCCCACUUAGAAGUGCUUCAAAUCUUCAUAAAGUAUGUAGAGUAUUGCACUACUUGGAUCACUGUAGAUCAAAAGAAUUCUAUCUAUGUGUGGGAUAUUGAAAAAGAAUCUGCUAUUUAGUUACCAAAGAGACACGAAGAAAGAAUCACUGAUAUAUGUGAGAUUACUCAUUUAAGGUUACUAGCUGCCUGCAGUCUAGAUAAGAAGAUAAUAUUUUGGGAUUUAUAGUAAAGAUUGCCUGCAUAGAUACUCAAGCUAGAUGGAGUUUCAUCGCAUUCAAUGUGCUAUUGUUAAGAUUUCAGAGUACUUGCAACUGCUCAAUAUGAAAACAGUAUCAGCAUUUGGUCAUUUGAAGGCAAAGAUUGCAGUUUACUAAGUAGACUUGUUGGGCACAAUGCUUAAGUUACUUCAAUUCAAAUUCUGAAAGAUACUCCAUUAUUGAUUUCUGCUGAUGAAAUCGGUUUCCUAAAGACCUGGGAUAUAAGAUCCAGCUAAUGUGUAUAAACUGUACACUUUGAGUGUAAAUCUUCAAUUCAUCAGUUUAUAAACAUAAAUGACAAGAAGUUUAUUGGAAUAGAGUAUAGACUUCAUUGGUUUGAAUUCGAAGAUAAGGCCAUUGUAAAUGCCAAUGGAAUUGAAUUCUUAAAUAUGGCUCCAAUUAGCAUAAGAUACAAUAGCCUUUUCAAUUAGCUAUGUAUUGCUACAAAAUCAGACAUUAGAAUAGUAAACAUCAGAAAUGGAUAAACCGAAUUAAUAAUUGCUAACUUAGUUAAAGAUGAAGAUGGGGAAUAGUCUUCCGAUUUGACUUAGUUUACUCUCACAAAGGAUUGCAAAAAGUUUAUUGUAGGUGACAAUAAGGGAAAUAUAAGGACUUAUCUUUAUUAGACAUCUUAGCUAGAGACAAUUAAUUGUGGUCACUCUUAGGAAAUUACUUCAGUAAAGCUAGAUGAUAGAAAUAACCUUAUAUUAUCUGCUGGCUGGGAUUCAUAAAUUAUACUUUAAAAGUCUAUUGGUUAAAAGAAUGCUGUGACUAAGGCGAAAUCUGAUUUAUCUCCAGCCACAGAUGAUUAAGAUGAUAGUUUAAAUAAUGAUGAUGAAGAAGAAAAUGAAAAAGAUUCAGAAGAAGUGGCUAAAUCAUAAAUACUAAGAUAAAUAAAGAAUGCUCAUUUUGGACAGGAGAUAUCAGCCAUAGCUCUAUCUCUUAGAUUAUCAAUGAUAGCUACUGCAAGUCAUGGUAUAAUAUGCUUAUGGGAUUAUGAAACAAUGAGACUCAUAGGAGGGAUGACAAAUAAUUUUAGCGAUAUUUUAGUAUUGGAAUUCCUAGAUCCUUUUCCUCUUCUUUGUACUCUUGAUGUGAGCGGAUAAAUUAUUAUCUGGGAAUAAUUAUAGUAAUUCUCUUUUUCUUUCAAAAUUUAUCAAGCACUGAUUACUAUUCAUUUUUCUUACUCAGACGGUGGACCUUUUGAUGUUAAUGGAAAUCCUUUACCCGGCCCAUAUGCCUCUAAGUUAGUAAAAUAAAUGCUAUACGAAUAGGAUUUUGAGUAUCUUUAUACUACUGAAAAUGAUAGAAAACAUCCUGAGUUUCAAAAUUUCAAAGAUUGUCUUGAUAUCUGUGAAAGUUAUGAGAAGAAGAAGAAGUUUAUGGUCCUCAUUCUAAGUGAUGACACAACUGGAAAUGUAUUUGUCAUUGAAAUUCAGAGUAUUUUAGACAAGCAUAGAAUAGACAAGAAAAGUAUUAAUGCUUUAAAAAGAAGAGAAUACAAUCCUUUUAGAAAUAUUCAGUUGAAUUCGAAUGGAAUUUUCAACACUGAAAAAGAAAUCAUAGAUGAGUUUAACAAAAUUGAAUAAAGAAGACUCGAAGAAAUUAGAUAAUAAAAGGAAUAAUCUAUUGGACAUUAACUUAAAAGAGCUCUAAGCAAGAGAUUCUUUGAAUCACAGACUACUUUUGGUAGUUUAGGAAAAAUUCUGUAGAAACAGCAAUCUUUUAGUUCAUCACCUAAAAAACUAGAAGAUACCAAAUAUUAUAUUGAAGAUUUGAAUCAUUUCAAAUUUAAGGCAGCUAAUGAGGCAAUAAUUGUUCUAUAAGUCAUUGAUAUUCCUCCAAAGAUCAUCAUUACUUCAACCAAUUCUUAGAUUGUCAGAAUAUGGUCUAUUUUUGGAGACUCAUUGUGUAUUCUUGAUAUUGAUAAGCCAUUACCAAAUAAAUGGAAGCUAAAGAUUAGCUCAUAUUUCAAGAGAAAAUUAAAGUUUACCGAGGCAAUUACUAUUUUGAAAUAGAUAGAAUAGAGCAAUGGAGAUGUAUCUCCGAAGAAAAAAGAUAGGUCAAUGCUAGCAGCAAAUGCAUUUGGAGAAAUAUUUGAGAAAACAGAGAGAUUCAAAAAUUUAGAUUCAAAGAAUCAAUCAGCAACAUCUCUGAUGAGCAAGAAAUUUAGAACCAAUGAUAAUUAUGAUAGUGAAAUGACAGGAAAUCCAAUGAUGCUCUCACAUCAAAAGUUUUUCUAAAGCGAAAGUGAGAGUAUUACCUUCUAAAAAUUUCUAAACAAAAUAGAUAAUAUAGCUCAGUUUUCAUUAUUGGAUAAAAUAGAAAGUAUCAUAAACAUUCCCAAAAAACAUAAUCCAAAAACUAAAGAAUGGGAAAAUGCUCUUGAGGAAGAUAUAAAAACUAUUUAAAAGGCCAGAGUUCUUCUAUAAAAGUAGCAUGAUGAUAAUAUCAGAGAAGUAACAUAUCAAGUAUCUUUAGAUGCAGCUGCAUUAGGAACUUUAAUGGCAUAAAGACCUGCUGCAUUAGAAGCAAGUAGACGUAGUUCUACUCUUAGAUUGCCAAAAACUCAUACUCUUGUUAAGAAUUAAUAGAAAAGUAAAUAAAAUCUUUUGGAAUUUUCUGAUAAGAAAGAACCUACUAUCAAUAUUAAUACUGUAGAUAGCACAAUUCCUCAUCCAGAAACCUACUUAAAAGUUUAAGAUUAAUCAAAAUUUGAUCCUCCUGAUGAUCAUCAUCCAACUCAUGUAAAUGAUAAGUCAAUUUCCUCAUAUUAGAGUACUCAUGUUAUAACUUUAUUUAACAACGAUAAGAAAAAAUAAUCAAUGGGUUUACCGAAUGCCCUUGAUAAAAGCAGCUUUACUUCUUAGAUUCCACCUAUCCUCGAUAUAUCUAACUCUAAAAGUGUAAUUGGAGGGAAAACAAAAAAGGAUUGGUUGACUUAUGCCUCUAAAAAAAUUGAAUCACUACCUAAUCCAAAUUUAGGAAAAGAUUAAAACUUUCCUAUAGAUAAAUCUAGCUCAUAGUUAUCAACUUUAAUACCUCAACUUAAAAUACAAAUCUAGAAUCCCAAUCCAAACUCUUAAAAGGGUCAAUAUGAAGCAUAGAAAUUGAGAACAAAGAUUUUUAGAGAAUUAGAUUCUAAAAGGAAGUUUUAUAAGAGAAAUUUCGCAACAGUCAAAGACUAUUAGUAUCUUGAAAAUCUGGAAUUAAAUGAUGAUGUUGAGACAUACGACCCUCCAUAAUUCUUGAAGGAUCUUAAUUCAUCUAAAUAAUAGUUUGGCAAGACUCCUAGAAUAAAGGAAACAUUCUUGAAAAGAAUUAAUCAAGGAAUCGAAAAUAUAGAAGGCCAAAUAAGUUAGAGAGGUAUGGUAAGAAAUGCUUCAUCUAUACUACCAAACAUUAAAUCAAGAUUAUGA
This is a messenger RNA of Stylonychia lemnae, 4608 nucleotides long. The record is from the annotation of a GenBank genome assembly. Lineage: Eukaryota; Ciliophora; Spirotrichea; Sporadotrichida; Oxytrichidae.